This is a messenger RNA of Dioscorea cayenensis subsp. rotundata (Guinea yam), 1227 nucleotides long. RefSeq lists its product as uncharacterized. Lineage: Eukaryota; Viridiplantae; Streptophyta; Magnoliopsida; Dioscoreales; Dioscoreaceae. The record is from RefSeq and is a predicted model, not a curated record. Gene Ontology annotation, molecular function: DNA binding. Bases 1 to 1227 code for a protein of 408 amino acids. The transcript has a single exon.
AUGUCUGCAAAGAGAACAAGUGGAAGUGGUGUUAGUACAACAGAACAUACAAACAGAAAAGAUCCAGCUUGGAAAUAUGGUGUCCAAGUAGAAGUUCCAGGGGAAGGGAAAAGUUAUGUCUACAUACAAUGCAAAUUUUGCAACAAAGUGAUUAAAGGAGGAGUAAAACGAAUGAAAGAUCACUUGGGGGGUACACAUAAAAAUGUUGUGCCUUGUGAUAAGGUACCCCCUGAUGUUAAGCAAGAGAUCAAUGACUAUGUGAAAAAAAAACAAGCAAUGAAGCACAAGACACAAGAAGAAUUUGAUUUAUCAGUUGAUGUAAGCUCUUACUUUGGCACACGUCCAUCAUUUGAAGGAAUGGAUUCAUGUCCAAGCGAGCAUAAUCACACAAGGGGAGUUCGAGGGCCAAUGGAUCGAUUUGUCACUAAUGUUGAUGGGGAAGAUGAGGUUGAUACGGGAACACAACCAACAAUUACUCCUACAGCUACAAAUUCAAAAGAAGCUCGUAAUUUGGUUUGCUUGGAUAUUGGAAGAUUCUUUUUUGAGAAUGGAAUUGCUUUCAAUGUGAUUAAAAGUCCUUCUUUUGCUAACAUGGUGAUGUCAAUAGGCAAUUAUGGUCGGGGACUUAAACGGCCAUCAAUACAUGAAUUGCGCAAUUGGAUUUUGAAUGAAGAAAUCAAGACAACAAAUAAAAUUGUGGAAGAGAUGAAAAGAACAUGGCCUAGCACAGGAGUUUCUAUAAUGUCGGAUGAAUGGAAAGAUACAAGAGGUAGAAGCUUAAUCAACUUUUUGGUUAACAAUCCUGAGGGAACAGUAUUUCUGAAAUCUGUUGAUGUAUCAAAUAAGGUGAAGGAUGGAACAUUCUUAUUUAAACUUCUUGAUGAUGUGGUUGAGGAGAUUGGGGAAGAAAAUGUUGUUCAAGUCAUUACAGAUAAUGCAUCAGCUUAUAAAUAUGCAUGUAAUCUCUUGAUGGAGAAAAGAAAACAAUUGUAUUGGACUCCAUGUGCCGCGCAUUGUUUAGAUUUGAUGUUAGAGAAACUUGGAGAAUUGCCUCAACACAAACAUGCAUUGAUGAAGGCAAAGAAGGUGAUGAAUUUCAUAUAUAAUCAUGGAUGGGUGUUGGCAUUGAUGAGAAAAUUCACACAAAGAGAGUUGAUUCGACCAACAGCUACAAGAUUUGCUACAGCAUAUUUAACUUUACAAAGCCUUCUUCAAUCAAAACAAUGA